AUGGAUGCUUUAUCAGCAUCAAGCGUUGCGGCGUUGCACGCGGCCUUCAAAAUCAAACCAUCGGCUUUAGUCUACCGAAACUAUCUGCAUCCUUUGAGAGACGUUGACCCGACAAUGAGACUAUUUCAGCCGUGGCAGUGCGAUAAGUGCCAAAUCUUCAUGAUCGGUCCCGACACCUCACAAUUGAGGGAACGGAUUCUGAAUCCGGAAGCCUACUAUAACUGCUAUCAAGGCCAGGAACUUCCUCAACUAGAGGCCUGGGUUGUGGGAUUACCACCGACGUCUAACAGCCAAAGGCGCGCUAAACGGCUCGCUAGGCAGAGAAAGAAAUACCAAAACCGUCAGAACGACAUGAGUAUCAGAGCGAGAGCUUUGGUGAGGCUCACUGAUAUCCUCGAUAAGGAUACUCUGAGGCAGUGCCCCUAUGAUUGUACCAAAGAGCUUGACCCCAACACAAUGGUUGGAGACAGUAUCCUCGUCAAGGUAUUUGACCUGUUUCCUUCGGGCGACUGUCUGGACUCUGUUACUGUUGGUAUGAAAUUCGCGGAGAGUCACAUUGGAGACCAACAAAUGGCAUGCCAUAUAUCGAUGCUGCUGACGCGUUCUGUUCCCAAGAAGGCUUUGUCUCCCGCAGAGAUGUCAAUGACAUUGAUGCUCUUGUUUUUCAUUGUCGAAAGCCGGGAUGGGAAUUAA
Molecule: messenger RNA, 693 nt
Organism: Aspergillus pseudoviridinutans
Lineage: Eukaryota; Fungi; Ascomycota; Eurotiomycetes; Eurotiales; Aspergillaceae
Exons: 2
Coding region: 1-693 (230 amino acids)
Source: RefSeq, a predicted model, not a curated record